UGUGUUUGUAUUGAUUUGCGCACGUGUGCGUAGAUAAACAUAUAGAUUUGCAUUGGUAUGUGUACCCACAUAUGUAUGUAUGCACAUAAUGCAGAUGUAUGUGCGAAAAAAUUGAUACACCACAGAAAAUUCCGACAGAAUUGAAAAAUUCUACCGAGAAGACGAGAAAUUUCACUACCAACAACAAUAACAACAACUAAACAACCAAACCAAGCCAACGCUAUCGUCGCUACCAACAAAACAACAACUCCAAAUAAUUUCAACCAUAAUAACGCAAAUAACUACAGUAGCAGCAUUAAAGCAACAAACAAUUACAAUAAAAACAGAAGCAACAACCACCAUUACCACCAACAACCCACCCUCAGUGCAUUCGCACUCACUCAUAAUCACAGUGAGCUCGCCCACGCCCCUUCUACCGCCAACAUCAAUCGCUGCCAACGUCUUUUACUUGAACGCGUCUGCCAACAAACAACCCACCACCACCCGCAACCACUCUCCGCUUCGACGCUGACAUUACGCCAGCGAUAUAGCGCGCAUCCUGUGAGCAUCCUCUUUGCUUGUGUGCCAGCAAACAGUCAAUCAACGCAAGCAGACGACCGACCAACCCCCCAAAAACAACCAACAUCGAAGCCGAACGCUGUCAAGCCGGCUCUGUAGGCGUUCACACACACACACAACUUACUCAUACACAAGCGCUCUAUUUCUUGUUCUCUUUGGCGUUCGAGUAUGCUCGUCACGCGCUCUCCAUUGCUAGCUGUAAAAUACAAAAAGUAAAUGAUAUUUGAUAACACUAAUAAAAACAACACUAUAAGUGAGUGAGUAGUAAAUUCCGACUUCUAGUGCAGUCGCAACAAAAAUAAACAAAUAAAUUGAAGGUAUACAAAAUUGUAAGCGGCAAACGGUAAACAAACAGAAAGCAGAUAGAAAGGAACAAAACCGACAAGUGAAGAGUGGGGCGCGAGUAGGCGAAAAAGAGCGAUAGCAAGCGGGGGUGGUAGAGUGGCGGAGGUGCAUUUACAACGGCAACUAUUAAAGUUUUCUGCUUUACAUUUUCUUUUUGUUUUGGUUUUUAUCGCAUUGACUGCCUACUUAUUGCUGUUGUUGCACACGUUUCCGCUUUGUCACUGAAACAAAAAGCAAAAGGAUAUGAAGGAUAUAGUAACUAGGAUGAUGCUGAUGAUGAUGAGGAUGAUGCGAUGGCAGCUGCAGAAUUCGCAAAGGAUAAGCUCCUUGGUGAAAUACUUGACGAAAUCCGUCCAUUGUUGUCAACUUAUACAGGAAUAAAAUUGAAAUUAAAAACAAUUAAGCAAUGCUGAAGUCAAUAACUAAAUAAUAAGUUUAUUCUACAAGAAACCAAAACCAAAACCAAAACCAAAAUAAAAAUUAAAUAUUAAGUUUCGUAGAAGGAGUAGCAACUACAUAAAAUCCGGACGCGAUGUUCGGCUCAAAAUUACGUUCAUGGAUGGAAAACCACAUUGGGCGGCCGCGUAAGAAGGGCGCCAAAAAUAAAACUGCAAAUAGCGCUGUCAGUGUCGCCAAUGCCGCGGGUUGCAGUCACGAAGCGUACCAGCAUCAAAAUAGCAACAACAAGAAGAUAUCCAACACCAAUUCGAGCGCUAUUUUUACGCUUCAUCACGCGCACGGCAAUGGCGCGUCGUCUGCGUCAACAUCAAUCACUGCCAACAACUCGUCCGCGUCCGCGGCGCCGACAAUGACAACGGUAAUGGUGGCACCCGGCGCGAUGUCCUCAUUCGGUGCUAAUCAUCACAAUGGCGGUGGCGUGAGUGGCGGUGGAGGCGGUGGAAAUAGCUGCGGCAGUGUUAUUGCGAGUCCAGUCAGACGACGAGAAGUCUCGCCUAUUCAAGGCCAUACACAGAGCCGUUUCGGCUGGCAGUCACCGGAUCAGGAGACAGUCACUUCGCCAAAAUCUGACAAUUUCCUGUAUGCGCCACAACAUCGUGUACGCAGUCAGUCGCAUCACUCUAACCACCACCACCACCAACAACAGCAGCAACAACAGCAGCAUCCCUAUACGGCGCCAAAUAGCAAAGAUAAUUCAAGUGAUGAUCGCUCACUGCAAGCAAAGUCUUAUACACAAUCCUAUAGCCAUCACUUACAACCACAACAACACCAACAAAAACAACAGCAACAGCUGCAACAAAACACUUUGCAGCGUCAACAACAACAACCACAUCCCGCCGAUUGCUCAUCAUCAUCAAUUUCAUCGUUGUCAUGGUCUACUGGCUCCAAGGAGCCUUCAAUGAAUUCCAGCAGCAAUCACAACAACAACAUAACUAACCAGAAUAGUAGCAAUAAUAAUAGUUCACUGUCGAAGCCACUACCCACGCCUGAGCCGCAAAAUACCAGCACCACCGAUUUGCAACACUUCGAGGAGGAUCCUAAUACUGUACACUACGAGGAAAUACGUACUAUUUUGCGUCAUCCGGAGCACUGCAGCGCCAGUUACAAUAACAAUAAUACCAACCCUUUCUUAAUACAUGAGCGCCCAAAAUCAGAACAGCUCACAACAUUCACGCCCGUGCGUUCGCUCUAUGCGGAUCGUCGUUCGCAAGAUGAUGCCUCUAAUCGCUACGGCCGCCUGCUGCCAUCGAAAAUUCAAAGCUGCAGCAAUUCGAAUGACAGUUUGAAUGCGAAUGCCUCCAUGACAUACAUGAGGAGUGGCAGUGCGGAGUACAUAUCGCAACAAUAUCAACAUCCCGGUAUCGGGGUGAUGGGCGGCAUGUCAGGCGAGUUCGGUGCUACACAUCAGGGUGGUCCUUCGAAUGGUUUGAUGUCGAUGCAUUGCCAGCGCAGCCGCUUGCGUGGAGGACGUUUUGGCAAUGGGCAUGCUUUGAAUGGCUCCCAGCCAAUGGCAGGCAUGACUGGAGCGCCGCUGCAUAGCCUCUCGUCGCCGGAGAGCGCUUACUCGACUGGUUACUCCACCGACGGUACUUCACCAGGCGCCAUUUACACGCCUCCGGAAUACUACAUAAAUAUGCGUACCGGCACUCACUACUUUCCGAAGAGCGUCAAUUCACUGGCUAUUGAGGCGCAACGUUACAAAUUUGGUCUGAAUAAAAUAGAGGAAAUGUCACCUAUCGACCCAAUGCCAAAGACAUCAUUCGCCAAUGCUUCCGGCCUAUACAAGCGUGCGGAUUCGUAUGAUAUGGGCCAAGGCUGCAGUAACAACAAUGGCAUGCAUCACGAACCUUUCAUACCACUCGAUGCCCCACAUGCCAUACAACACACUGGCAACGUUGGACGUCAUAGUCCUGUGGGAUUGCGUAAUGCCAUUGUUUUGCCCACCUUGAAGGGUUUUGAGUCACCCUCCCCUAGGCAGCGUUGUCGCAUACGCACGAAUCCAUGGUACCUCACAUCGGAAGCGAAUGCACCAGCAACGGGAAGUGUGAGCGUACAGAACGUGAUAGCAUUUCUGCCACCACCACCACCAACACAACCACCGCCGACGGCGAUGUCAACAACAUCCGACACGUCGACGAUUUCCUCGUCAGCGCACUCAACUAAGGCGCUCGAGGCGUUAGGCACGCCAACGCGGCAACAUAAAGCGGGUAAGAUGCUGACAAGUGGCAACGUGGGCGGUGGACGCAGCGAGCUUGAUGCCGCAAGCACAUCCUCUUCAGGCAAGAGAUCUAGCAACGCAACAACAGAUGGACGCCGGGUAAUGCAGCAUAAUCAACAGACAAGUGACAAGCACAAUGGUGGCAUGGUGGGCACUGGUUAUGAGUCGACGGAGAGCUCAUCAUCUUUGACUGAAGUGGAAAAUAUGCAAAGGACAUACACGCCGAACACAGUGCGACGCAAACGUGCAGAGCAGCUACAAGCAAAGGUGGCACAGCCGCUGGCUGUAAUGUUGGCGGAUGUAUGUGUCGUAGGCGGUGGCAGCAACAGGGAGCCAGUUGUAAGUGACGAUGAUGCCACGCUAAACGAGAUGAUGGGCAAAUUUGAUGAGAGUUACGUUUAUGAGAAGGAGACUGACAUACUCAGCAGCGAUUCGGACCCAACGGACUGCCCCUCAGACUUGGAUACUGGGCAGGAUGCCGGCGAUGAGUGUGACACCGAUGAGCUGCUCGAUAUAGAUUUCAUUGAUACCUCAUCCAUGCAUGAGGUAUCUGAGCGCAAGGAGGUUGAGAGCAAUGCGGGCAGCUAUUAUUAUUGCAACCAAAGUCCCAAGCGGAGUUCGAUGCGGCAGCAUGGGGAGACGCGUGCUUCAGUGCGUUCGCGACGAAAUUAUCGAAACAUGAAGAACUCACAAGAGGCUGGUGGUGGUGUGAUGGCGCCUGGAAGUGGUUCGCAGCGGCGACGUAAGCGUUUUCUCAAGACACGCAAGAAGAGUGCCGAGAAUCGUACAGACCGAUCAUAUUCGCCACACAAGUCGCGACAGUCCCGUAGUGUUGGUGGAACACCGGUCUGUGUGCGAAGGCAAAGACAUAUCAUAGCGAAGAAUAGAAUAUAUGAAACGUCACCACUCACCAAUCGCUCCAGUUCGCUGGUAUGCGUGGAUGUGUGCGACACCAAACGCUUUAUGACAAUUGCAGAGAGCGAACGUGCUUUGCUCAGAGCUGACUUGGAGGCCGACGUCAAGUACAGACAACUCAUACAGGAAGCCGAAUCUUUACUAGUCUCCAUGAAGAAUAGCAUGCAGAGCAUACCACGCGACACACCCGUUUCCAGUCCACGUCGUGUAAAUCCACUCGCCAAUAAGCGCGUAGAAAUGUUGAAAAAUUGUGAGGCAGAUACACGUCGCGAGCAGUUAAAGCAAGCCCAGCAACGUUCUCUGGAUGCAGCCCAGUCUGAGAAACAACAACAGCAUGAACUCGCUGCCGCCAUCAAUCGUCGCAUAGAUCUACUAAGACAUGCGCCAGCCUCUGCACCGAAUAGCCCACGUUUCAGUCGUUGCAGUCCACGAAAAACGCAUUUGACGAAUUUUAUAAAUCAAAAUGUGCCACCAGAGGUGCCGGUGCGUAAGGCAGUCGAUUUGGCAAAACCGCCACAGUCGCCGCAGCUACAGUUAAAUGGGCGUCGUAUGCAGCACAGCCCAACUGCCGCCCCGCUGCAAGAGCGUCGCUUCCGCAGCCAAUCGCCAGUGGCGCGUUACAAGCGAAGUGGAAACCUACAGCGAGCGCAAAGCUUUGACAGCGACUCUGAGUCGGAGUCUCAACAAAAGGUUGGUGGUGGGCAGCAACAGUUUGUCAAUGACACCGCAGUCGUGGAUGCAGUGAAUCACAAUUAUUUGCCGGAAUUCGCGCGCAUUUCGCGCUACGAUGAAGCGGAUCUGCGAAAUCACAAUAUGGCCAACGUAGAGGCAAAACCAAGUGAUGCAGUGGUGCAUUGGCGGUCGGGAAUGAUGCACGCGUGUCCGCAAAGUGAGCCUUUGAAACGAAAAGUUUACAGUGGGAGCUCGACAUUUGAGCGCAUCAAAAAGAGUUUCGACCUUGAAGCUGAAAUACCAAAACAAACGAUGCUGGCUAAGAUACACAAUUUGAGGCGUCGCGAACGCCAAAACUCCAAUCCACGUUUAGCUACGCGUAGCAGCAGUCAGGAUCUGCACGAUUUUAACUGUGACAGUGAAUCAGCUGGCGUUGGCACAAACGAAGAGCAGAAAAAGCAAAUGAUACUCAGCACUAUUGCGGAUUUGAAACGCAGUCUAGAGACGCAGAGCGUUGAAUUGAAUGGUCUCAAUGAAGACUAAAAGUUAAAAGAUAAGCAAAUUGUAAAGUAGACAUAAGUGUGUAGGAGUAGUUGUGGGGAUUUGUAAUACAAAUACGGGAAUGUAUAUGAAUUGGCGCUAUAGCAUUAAGGCUUUGUCUUUGUAUGCAACUGCAAUUAAAAUUUUGUCAUUAAAAUGAUGCUACGAACUGUGUCACGCAUCAAACAAUGUCUCCAGAAUUUACCCAACCGAUGCUAGAAUGUGCCGUGUCACCUUGCUAUGAUUUCACAAGUACCUUGAGAGUACUUCUACAAUCUCGCUGCUUCAGUUGCAUUCAUCUAUUCAGUACUUCAGCAGGAGCUGCACUGUGGAGCUGCGGAUUUUUUGCAGUGCUGUGCGUUCUGUACCGUAUUAAGAACUAUGGACUCACAGAGUAUUUUAUUAUUUAAUCAUUCAAUGUAAUCCUAUAUUCCACUUAUAAUAGGUUGGUCAUGGUUAUA
This is a messenger RNA of Anastrepha ludens (Mexican fruit fly), 6168 nucleotides long. RefSeq lists its product as uncharacterized. The transcript is spliced from 12 exons. NCBI's taxonomy places the organism in Eukaryota, Metazoa, Arthropoda, Insecta, Diptera, Tephritidae. The record is from RefSeq and is a predicted model, not a curated record. The coding region runs from base 1436 to 5710 and encodes 1424 amino acids.